AUGAUGGCAGCGGAACAGUGCACCAUUUCGGAAUUAUUAUAUGAAGCCGAUUUGUUGUGUUAUGAAUAUUCCAUGCGAACGGUCCUGAGGUUACGUAAUGCAGCUGAUAUGAGUUAUGUGGAUGAGAAAGACCUGAACAAAAUUGGUAUGAGCAGACCGGAGCAAAAACGCUUGCAAGAAGUUUGCUGUCGGAGAUUUUCCAAGUCUUCGAUUAUGGGAAAGUUACGAAGGAAGAUCCUUGGCAAAGGAAGGCUAAAGAAAAAAGAACAUUCAUCGAAUUACCAAGAGCAGCACGUUAUACCUCUGGAAAAUAUCGUUUUAUCCAAGCAAUUGGGAAAAGGAGAGUUCGGAUCUGUUUAUCAAGCCACUUGGAAUAAUUCGAAUAACAAUGAGCAAAUACAGGUAGCUGUGAAAUGUAUUUUGCCUCAAAAACUAUUUGCCAAUCCUCGUAAUUUUUUGCAAGAAGUCGCAGUAUUACGCAAGAUGGAUCAUGAAUGUGUUGUCAGACUUUAUGGUGUAGUAUUGGAUACUAAAGCAGUUAUGUUGGUAUCUGAAUUGGCACCUUGUGGAUCAUUACUGGAGUGCCUUCUACGUGCUACAUUUUUUAUGGAUACACUUUGUAAAUUUUCGGUACAAAUUGCGCAGGGCAUGAAGUACCUAUCAGAUGAACGACUUAUUCAUCGUGACCUUGCAGCACGCAAUGUUCUUGUUUUUUCUACUGAAAGGGUGAAGAUUUCGGAUUUUGGAUUAAGCCGUUUUUUGGGCAUGGGCGAACAUUAUUAUCGAAGCGAAUUUUCAGAAGCAGUAAAACUACCGAUCGCGUGGUGUGCCCCUGAGGCCAUUAAUUACCUAAAGUUUACGUCUGCCAGUGACGUUUGGUCAUAUGGUGUGACAUUAUUUGAAAUAUUUUCUUUCGGUCAGAUGCCAUGGGCUGGCUUUAGCGGUGCACAGAUAUUAGCAGCAAUAGACUAUCCAAAUUUACAAAGAUUGGAACGUCCAGACGCUUGUCCACGUGAAUUCUAUGAACUCAUGAUUCAAUGCUGGACUCACAAACCGGAAGAACGUCCUUCUUUUACUGACAUCGUCCGCGAACUUCCAGAAAUCAUGCCUCAGUGUCUAGUUACUGUGGCAUCUUGCUGUGACGGAAUCAUUGACCACCUCCAGUAUUUAAAGAAUGAAACCAUAAUUGUGCUUGAUAAGUGUCCUUCGACAUAUCCAGAUGGCUACUUCUGGCGUGGAUACAUGCGGAAUGGUCGAACAGGUUUAUUUAGACCCGAAGAAACAGUUGCAAAGCUUGCCAUCGAAUUGCCGAACAGCAAAUGCAAUCAGUACUUGUCAUCAGUUCCCCUUUUAGCACAUUCAAAAAUCUCUCUCCAUGAUAAAGAAGAAACACAAGACAAGAAUAGCCAUAAGAAGUUGUUGAUAAGUGAACCUCAAGGUGACAUUCACCACACUUGUCAUGUUGGAGUUGAUGGGACAGCUUUUGGAUUAUUACAGAUAAAUCCAUUCUACAGAAUUGUUCCUUUAGUUUAG
Messenger RNA from Brugia pahangi, 1533 nucleotides. The record is from the annotation of a GenBank genome assembly. NCBI's taxonomy places the organism in Eukaryota, Metazoa, Nematoda, Chromadorea, Rhabditida, Onchocercidae.